UUUUUUUUAAGAUUUCAAAAUCAACCAUCCGAUCUGAAGGUGCGGGUUGGCGAAUGGGAUACCCAAACGACGAGAGAGCGACUGCCUUAUCAAGAGAGGGACGUGGUGCAAAUUGUGGUGCAUGAAGGUUUCAGAGCGAACAAUUUAUUUAAUGACGUAGCACUUCUCGUAUUAGCAUCUCCCGUCGAUAAAUACGAUCACAUCGGGACGAUAUGCCUUCCUUCACAAAAUUUACAAUUCACAUCGAGAGACUGUUUCGCAACUGGAUGGGGAAAGGACGUUUUCGGCAGAAAAGGACAGCCGCAAGUCAUUUUGAAGAAGAUACAGCUGCCAAUUGUUCCACAUAACAUAUGUCAGGAUUCUCUUCGCAAGACACGUCUUGGACUUGCAUUCGCCCUGCACUCAUCUUUCAUUUGCGCGGGAGGAGAACCCGGAAAGGAUACAUGUACGGGUGACGGUGGUGGACCUUUAGUUUGUCCUGAUCCAACCAACCCCAGCAGAUACAUGCAAACAGGUAUCGUAGCCUGGGGUAUUGGUUGCGGUGACACGGGGGUUCCUGGUGUCUAUGUCGACGUGGCACAAUUUAGAAAUUGGAUAGAUGAACAACUAGCAAGACUGAAAAUCGAUACUAGCCCGUACAAAUUUUGAUUUAAAUAAUAAUACAAUAAAGUAAUUUUUUAAA
This is a messenger RNA of Agrilus planipennis (emerald ash borer), 682 nucleotides long. Its product is annotated as phenoloxidase-activating factor 2-like. Gene Ontology annotation, biological process: proteolysis. The record is from RefSeq and is a predicted model, not a curated record. Lineage: Eukaryota; Metazoa; Arthropoda; Insecta; Coleoptera; Buprestidae. Gene Ontology annotation, molecular function: serine-type endopeptidase activity. The annotation marks the transcript as partial. The transcript has 3 exons.